UUGUCAGUGAAGAUGGACAUUGGAAGCUAGGAGGGAUGGAGACGGUCUGCAAAUUCUCUGAAGCAACUCCAGAAAUUUUCAGAAAAUCAGAAGAUUUUCAGAUUUCUCGCCGUUCACCUCACUACAAGCUGACAAGUGCAUGCCAAGGCAACGGGUGGUGCAUAAACUGCUUGCCGUAAUCUCACUUUUUUUUUUGUGAUAAAAAAGCAUGAAGAUGAUAGCUGUUUGCUAUUUCAGGGGCUGCAUCAUUCGAAACGUGUAUUUAACGACCCCAUUGCAUCAUAAUAUAGUGCAAUAGUCUGUCCCAGUUUGAACGCCUCUUCAAAUGUGGCCUUCUGGUCGCUCACCUGGUUUAUGUAUUUCGCCGGGAAGACAAUGCAAUACCACACAAUGGAAUGAGUCUCUCCUGUCUCUGUCUUUAGCAUGAUAGCUAGUCAUGACUCUUGCUGUUCUGCAUGCUGCCUGGGCUUGUGGAGGUGCCCUGCAUCUCCGCUAUUGCAGCGAAUACUUCGCCUUUUGUGACCACUUGUAUUUAAUUACCUAGCAAAUUGAUUAUACUUCCUGUCUUUCACUUUUAAUGCAGACUGUAUGGGGAGUCUGAGCGGAGUUACGAUGCAAAUCCGUUCAUGGCGGCUCAAAUUUAUUAGUAGCGGGCUGCCACAUAUAAUUGAAUAUAUGGGAAACACCGCAUUUGCACUCAUUAGUUAAUAUACCCUGGUAGAAUUUUUUAUUUCUUGGCCAUUUUGUAGAGACUAUAAAUUAUCUUCCAAAAACCUUUCUUUCACUCUUGGUUAGAGGUUGGGUGAAGCUAUUUAUGAACAAACAUUUGUGUUUGUUCUUUUGAAAUUAUAAUGACAACAGGAAGUACCCAAAUGUGUGUCAUGUUCCGAGUCAUGGGAAAAGCAAAAUAAUUAUCAAAAGGAUCUGUGGGAGAAGGUAGUUGAACUGGGUAAAACAGGAAUAGGACAUAAAGAGGAAGGAAGGAAUUGAGAAUGCCAACUAACUUGAGCUGAUAUAUAGGGCUCUCUCAAAGAAAGUAAUGUGGCUUUUUCAAGAUGUACAAUAAGGAGACACUUGGAAGAAAAAUGGGCUGCAUGGUGCAGUUGCUAGAAAAAAGCCAUAACAGUAAUCCCGUUCAGUAUCACGUAUAAUUGUCCCAGGCCCAACCGUGGUAAGCGAAUUUCCGUGAAGUAUGAGUCCUUCUUUAUAAAUGCAAUAUUUUCAUAGUUAGAGCAUAGAAAACCUGUUUACGACCGUCUAAAUACGGUUUUUAACAUUAUUAGAGCCCUCUAGACAUGAACUAACACGCCUAUGGUUACAUUUAUACUCAGAUUACUCAAUAUAGUAGACAUGAUAAGAGUAAAGACAUUUAAGACAUAAUUAAGUCUUAUGCUCAUUAUGCUCAUUAUAUAUAUAUAUAUGUGUGUGUGUAUAUAUAUAUAUAUAUAUAUGUGUGUAUAUGUAUGUAUGUAUUUUUUUACUAAUAAUAGGCCAUAUUCAACCACAAAAUGGUAUGAUUUAUUAAUUUAAAAAAUUGUGAAAAACCAUGAUAGUGACUCCGUGAAAUUCGAACCACGAAAUGGUGAGGGACGACUGUACUAUGCCAUACCACAAAACAGCCCGCUUAUGAUACGCCACACAGCACAGAGACAACCCUGAAAAAUUCUGGAACAAAGUUAUUUGGAGUGAUAAGAUUAUAAUUUUAUUUUUUGGCCGCAACCAUAAACGUUUGAUACAGCAAGGCCCGUGAUGAAUGGUACACCAUUUCUACUGUAAAAGACGGAGGUGGUUUGCUGAUGUUUUGGGAAUGUGUGAGCUACAAAGGCACAGGGACCUUAUAAAUCAAUGGGAAGAUGAACGUAGCAUGUUAACAUAAAAUUUGCACUCAUCAGCCCGGAAGAUGUGCAUCGGAUACACUUGGGACGUUUCAACAUGACAGUGAUCCAAAACACACGGGCAAGGCAACCUGUCAUUGACUAUAGUAGAAAAAAGUGAAGGUUCAGAGUGGCCGGCUCAGUCUCCUGACCUCAAUAUCUUUGAGUCCUUCUAGGGACAUUUCAAAUGUGCAGUUUAUGCAAGACAGCACAAUAAUUUAUAGGAACUGGAGGCUUUUUGCCAAGAAGAAUGGGCAGCUUUACUAUCUGACAAAAGUGCUACAUCCACAACUAUUACAAAAGAUUUGAAGCUGUCAUUGACGUUAAAGGGGGAAUUGCACAGUAUUAACAUCUAGGGUAUGUAAACUUUUCAUCAGGGUCAUUUGGGUACUUUCUGUUGACAUUAUGAUUUAAAAAGAGCAAACACAAUUCUUUGAUAAUACAUGGCUUCACCCAACCAAUUUUGUAAUAUCAUUAAUAUUCUCUCAAAUAGACAGACAAAUUCAACUGUGGUACGUAAACUUAUGAGCGCAAGUGUACAGUAGCUACAGAGUAACGUGAUGCAACCAGGAAAUAGACUAGGCUAUGCUGUCCCAUUUAAUGAGGGGUGACGCGGCUGUUGGUGGGACACAGCUAUUGAAAGAAUAUGAAUAUACUUCAUAAUGCAUGUAAUUGCUAAGUCAGCCUUCAGUGAUGUAAAGAUCGGUUUAUGUGUGCAAACAAGGCCAAAGUGUAUCAGAGUCUUUGUGUGGUGGUGUUUUCAGUUUCUUGCAAGCAUUCAGAACGUGAGAGAGGCCAGCUGCGUUCCUCCUGAAGAGCAGGUAGAGGGCUUUAAAAUGCUUCCAGACAAACAUGCUCAUUCUCGGGACUGUUACUCUUUUGGUUCCAUGCUGGAGGCCCUCCUCCCUCUCCUAAGUGGUUAUGUGUCACAGGAGCUGUCGGACAGUCUGAUAAAAACCCUGCAGGCAGGCCCACUGAACUCAGACCCCGUAUGUCGCCCUCUCCUCAGCUCCCUACUGACUCAUGAUUUUUUCAGGAAUGAUUUUCUGGAAGUGAUAAACUUUCUGACAAGCCUUACCCUGAAGACGGAGGAAGAAAAAAACGAGUUCUUCAAGUUUCUACUCGACAGAGUCCAGAGCCUCCCAGAGGAGCUAUUUGCUGCACGUCUUGUCCCCAAACUUCUCAACUCCUUUGUAUUUGCUGAACCAAUGGCCGUCAAAAGCUUCUUGCCACAUCUCCUAAAGCCAAAGAAGGACACCGGUGGUAGCAGCGACGAAUGCCUGCUGUCUGUGGCCCUUUACCGCAAACACGUCACCCCCCAUCUUCUCAAACUCUUCAAAGUCAAUGAGGAGCACGUGAGGAUUGUGCUGUUAGCGCACCUCCACAUCUAUGCACAGUUCUUCUCCCACGAUGAGCUGAAGAAUCAGAUCCUACCUCAGGUUUUGCUUGGAAUGAGAGACACCAAUGAUGCUCUGGUUGCCAUGACGCUGCAGAGUCUGGCUGUGCUUGUACCUCUGCUGGGGGCUCAAGUGGUGGUUGGAGGACAGAGAACGAAGGUUUUUAAACGCACCACCCCCAAAUUCACCAGGUCUGCCGAGAGCACCCCAGAAACAUCACCCAUCCAUAUCAUUGCAGGCUCCCAUCCUCAGAUGGCGCAGCCAUCAAAAGUGUUGAAUUUGUUCCCCAGACCACCAGGGAGUGAAAACUCCAUCCAAGACAAGACAGGAAGCUUUUUGAGGAGAAUUACCUACCCGCUGGAACCGAAAUUAGGCAACAAUAAAGAGAUGUCUCUGCCUUUAAACGGCUUUCAUCAGGAUGGUGAUGUAGACUCUUACAGUCCAGAGGAGCCAGCACACACCCUGAAAGGCCAUGUGGAGGACUGGCCCAACUGGAGUGACCCAGACGAGGGCGAGGAUAUAAAGAGCAAGCCAGUCCAGCUCCUCAUUGAGGCCUCAGAGAGACCAGACCCUGUCACCAGAACACACCAGAGCAUCGAAGAGGAUGAGCCUUGGGAUGACUUUGAGGACACUGAAGCAACAUCUCGUGCUGCUCCACCAUCAGACCCCAUUGUGUUGACAACACCCAGAGGAGACACCAUUCCACCUGUGAAACACACCACUGAGCCUCUCAGAUUGUCCAAACCUCUUAAAUUGAGCUUAACACUGCGACCGGACGAUCAAAGCAAGACCGCCUCAUCAUGGGACAGCGUUUGGACUCAAGAGGAGAGAGAGGCUGACCUCAAACCAGCAGGGAAACAGAAACACGGGGGACUUGGGGGUCUAGGGGAGGAGUUCACCAUUAAAGUGAAGAAGAAGCCAGAAGUCGACCCAGAGCUGGAUUUGUUUGCAGACAUGGUGCCGGACAUCAAGCUGUCCUCCUCGGCUCUGGUGACACUGAGAGCAAGUGGCGACGCGGGACUGACAGCAGACAACUCAGCCAUUGACUCAACAACACUCUUUGCCAAGUUUGCAGCUGCCAGUGUGACUGAGACUGAAGCAGAUGGCUGGGACGAUGGCAACGACCUCAGCUGGGAGGAGGAGAACUGUUGGGGAUGACAAAUAUCAGGAUCCAACACUGGAACAGUCAAAUAACUCCAGAUGAGCCUAACACAGUAUCAGUUCUCAUUUACCAACACCACUCGGAAUGUGUGGAUUUUUGUGUUGGUUCCUAAAACAUUCUUACAAGUCUUUGGGAGUAAGGUGAAGUGAUUUCAAACUGGAAUCGAAUCAAGUGGAGGGGACAUUAAUGAAGCCAUUUUUAAUUGCUUGCCAACUGACGCUGUCGAGGUGAUAUGUGCCAUCAUCAUAAAGGACAAGUGACAAUGUGGAUUUCCAAUUUAUUGCAAGAGGUUUGAUUGCCUGAAGGCUUGCACUUUGAGUGAAUGUGAAGUAUCAAUGACAUAAUUUAUUAGUGGCUUUGAUUGGUAGUGAAAUAAAGCGUUUACUGGAAAAUAAAAUUGUCUAAUGGGAUAGCAACACUGCGGUUGUGGACACAAUGUAUGCCACUGGUCAUCUUCUGGAUUGUGUUACAUACAAAAGUGAACGAUAGCACAACUGUGUAGUAGCGCUACCUUGCGGUGAAGUUGGUCCUUAAAAGGUCAGUUGUCAAAAUGUGGUGACAAUACAACUUUGGCUUAUCUAUUAAGAUCUGAGGUACUGUUGUAAACACUCAAUGUAAAUGUGUUUCUAAUAAAACUGAGGAAAAUAGUAGGAAAUGAGAAUAAUUGAAAACAAGCCACUAGUUUUCUUGUCGAAUACAUUUAAUCAAAGCUGAUACAUUAAAAAAACUCAAGACAAAUAGUUACUUUUAGUGAACACAGGCUCAGACUGAUUAAUUCCCCCCCUUACAAACAGUAGAAUUAGUUUUUGGAUGUAGCUGAGCUUACGUCACUUAACAGCACCUGCAGUUCUUGUAGGCUGGAUGCCAACCACGAAGGAGGAGGCAGUGCUUUAGUUUCUGACUUGUCUUGAGCGAGUGCAUGGAGGGCUUUCAGUGCACUUGCAGCAGCCUGGAUGUAGCAGCUGUACUCAUCUGCAAUGCUCUCCUGCCGAGCUCGUUUAGGCUGAGGCUAAGUAAUAAAAGGUGGGUAAAAAU
This is a messenger RNA of Dunckerocampus dactyliophorus (ringed pipefish), 5468 nucleotides long. RefSeq names its product SCY1-like, kinase-like 3 (gene scyl3). The coding region runs from base 2537 to 4429 and encodes 630 amino acids. Gene Ontology annotation, molecular function: ATP binding; protein kinase activity. The transcript is spliced from 11 exons. The record is from RefSeq and is a predicted model, not a curated record. Lineage: Eukaryota; Metazoa; Chordata; Actinopteri; Syngnathiformes; Syngnathidae. Gene Ontology annotation, biological process: protein phosphorylation.